AUGCCCGUGAUGCCGCCUCGCGCGGCCGUGGUCAAUACGAGCUCGACGGGCGGAGACGAUUCUCACAACGCAAGCGGCACACUCGCGGAACGAAAACGAAAAGAAAAAGCGCGCGAGAGAGACGGUGUAGCCAGCAACUCAUCCUCCUCCAGCACGGCAAGGGGAUCCAGUCCGCAUGGCGUAUCCAGUAGCAACGCCAGCAGCAAUAACGACCGCAUCGCAUACCUAGAAGGCGAAAUGGCCAUCAUGGAGCGCGAGUUCCACCAGGAGCUCGACAAGCUGAGCCAGACGGAGAGCGAGACGGCCACCUUUUGGCAGGGCAAGCAUAGCGCGCUGAACCAGCAGUACCUGCGCACCGAUACGGAGCUCAGGCUGCUCCGGGCCGAGGUCGACGUGCGCGAGGCCGAGAGGGAGGAGUUGCGGCAGGGCGUUGAAGUUCUCCGGCGCGAGCUGCAGGAGAGAGAUGAUGAGAUCCGGAGGCUGAGGGGCCAGGUCAGGGGCUUGAAGGACUUUGUGAGCACAAGCACCAGGACGGAUGAUCAGACGAGCGACGAAGUGUUUGGGGAUGGCAUGACCAAGCUGGGCAACGGGCUGCAGAACUGGGUCAUUACGAACUUUCGAAAGGCAAAGCUGGACUUGACCAAGGCCAGUGACGCCACGCUCAUAGAACUCAGCCAGCUUGUGCCCAUGUACGAGGACCUCAUCCACACAUCAAAGGUUCACCUCCUGCAGUCAAUCGUCUCGAGCAUCCUCGUCGAGAUGGUCUUUAACGCCUACUACGUUGGCCUAUCAGAACAAGAUACGCAGCACAUUCAGCAGAUGGAGCAGCUGCUAUCCUCACUUUGCGCCUCGACCGAUGUCGUAAACCAAUGGCGCUCGUCCACCCUUGCGCUCCUCCGCCGCGAGGCACACCACCUUCACGAUAACACAGACGCGUUUGCCGAGGCCGUCAUAUCUCGCAUCACUCAGCUGCUCGACAGCAUCAUUACGACUUCUCCAUCAUCAUCAUCGUCAUCAUCAUCAUCAGCCCCCGCAGCAAACUCAGCUACGGCCCGAGACUCGGCCCUCCGCGUGCUCAUCAAAAACUCCAUCGAACUCGCGCGCCUACUCGUGGUGCAAAAGGCCCGACUGCGGGUAUACAUGCCCAGCAUCCUGCCUCACCAGCAGGUGCUGUUCGAGCCGGACACCAUGGAGGACAUGGGCGGAGAGGAGGACGAGGAGAACCUGGCCAACCGGGAGAUUAGCUGCGUCGUCUUCCCCGGCGUCAUCAAGCACGGGGACGAAAACGGCGGACACAUGCAGUUCCGCAACGUCAUUGUCAAGGCGAGGGUCUUGUGUAGCCCGGAAGAAUAG
Trichoderma breve is the source of this 1353-nucleotide messenger RNA. RefSeq lists its product as uncharacterized. Bases 1 to 1353 code for a protein of 450 amino acids. NCBI's taxonomy places the organism in Eukaryota, Fungi, Ascomycota, Sordariomycetes, Hypocreales, Hypocreaceae. The transcript is spliced from 4 exons. The record is from RefSeq and is a predicted model, not a curated record.